GGACCAGCGGGCGCGCACCGACUCCCGUCCCCUGGGCACGGCCGGGCCACCGCGGCGGGCCGCCAUGGAGGGCGAGGAGAACGGCACCCGCCACCUGUCCUGCGCCGACAGCGAGCCGCCCUACGCGCAGGAGCUUCUCCAGAGCCUUGACCUACCAGGGAGAUUUCUCUUUGCAAUCUUGACUUUGAUGACGCUAAUUGCCAAUCUGGUGUUUAUAGAGGAAGUGAUCUAUAUCUACAAGAAAAUCCCCUCCUCCAAAAGAUCAAUCAUAAUUUGGAUUAAUGCCGCAGCUCCAGUGAUCGCUACUACUUCGUGCAUUGGCAUGUGGAUUCCUCGUUCAACAAUGUUUACAGAUUUCACAGCAGCAGUAUUUUUUGCCAUAGUUAUCCACAAGUUCCUGGUGAUGAUGAUUAAGGAGUGUGGUGGUCAAAAGCUGCUCCUCAGGCGGUUUGAAAACAGUCACUUCAAGAUCAGCACCGGCCCCUGCUGCUGCUGCUGCCUUUGCCUCCCUCAUGUGCGCAUCACUAGGCGAACUCUCUUUUGUCUAAAGCUGGGCACCUUUCAGUUUGCUUUCCUUCGACCCGUGUUCAUGUUUUUGUCAAUAGUGCUUUGGACUGAUGGCAAUUACACCCCUCACAAUUUAUCUCUCAAAGGAGCUGCAAUAUGGAUUAGCUGCUUCAUUGGUGCCCUCACCAUUUUUGCUCUGUGGCCAGUUGCAAUUAUGUUUCAACAAGUUAGGACUCUCCUUGUCUGUAAGAAGAUCAUCCCAAAGUUUGCUCUUUAUCAGUUUAUUCUCAUUCUGAACCACUUGCAGACAGCUAUUAUCAACAUCUUGGCCAUGCAAAGAAUAAUUUCCUGUGCUCCACCACUCUCCUCGUUAGCAAGAGGAGCAUAUAUAUCCCAACAGCUCCUCAUCAUGGAAAUGUUUCUGAUAACCCUAAUAUCAAGGGUGUUCUACAGGAGAAGAUAUAGUGACCUAGAGCCUCCAGAGUGUACUACUGAUGAAGCUGGGGACAACAAGCAGACUCCCAAGAUUAUCCUGAAUGGCUCAGUUAAUUAAGAUGGAUGGCCAAGGGUUUAGAAGCCUUCUGUGCUCCUGUUCUGUAGGAGCUGGAAUUGUAGCUUUAGGAGCUUAUAUAUUCUUGCACCACAAAUGGCCAGUGUCCAUUUCAGAAGAGCUUCUGACGUAGAUGCCUGUGAGCUGUGCAUACUGAAAGAGCACUAGUGGAAAGCUAAACCCGACUAUUCUCCAGUGAUAUAUACGUGGUGUGAGUGUUUUCAUAUCAUGCCAUGUAGUAAGAUUUCAGGGAGAAAAUCGGGAGGCCCAAAGCCAAACUAGAAGUUUGGCUAGUGCCAAAAAAGACAAUGUUUCUAUACAUAUAUUAGCAACCAAAGAAGGGCUAAGGAGAAUCUCCAUUCUUUAUUGGAUGCAGGGGGGGAAACAUAGUGACAAAGGAUGAGGAAAAGACUGAGGAACUUAAUGCAAGAUCUGCUUGACUAACCUCCUAUGUCUCCUCCUUUGUCUCCUCCUAUGACAAAGUGGUUCACUCAGGAGAUGAGGGAAAGCCUGUGGAUGUUGAUAAUGUUGGACUCAAGCACAGCCUUUGACAUUGUUUCCCACAUCAAUCUCCUGGAGACACUGCUGGAUGGGUGUACUCUUUGCAUGGUAAAAAACUGUCUGGAUGGCCAGGCCCAGAGAGUGGGCCACCAUUUAGAUAUUUCUAAAUAUUAAUGAGAUUCCCCUUCAGUCUCCUCUUCUCCAGGCUAAACAGCCCCAGAUCCCACAGCCUUUCCUCAUAAAGAAGAUGCUGCAGUCUCCUGAUCAUCUUGGUGGCCUUCCCUUCAAAGGGAUGAACCUUCCCUUCAAAAAUAAUUGAAGCUGGAAUUUUCACUCCACAUUACAGUGUCAGUAGAAUUAACUGGGAUCAGCUAACGUAUCCCUAAGAUGAGAAAUCUUAAUGUAUAUUAACAUUAUGGCUAUUAGCACAUCAUUCCCAACAUUGCUUUAUAUCAGUAUAGUCUAAGCCAUGGGUGCAUACAAGGACUUGAAGAGCAGUAUUGAGUUUCAUUAUGGCAUUGGGAGUGAUUGGCUGUUAGUUCAAGCAGCUUUGGAACUGGAAAAUAAAAUGUUUUGAGUUGGUAAGGAAUCUUUGUGAAUUGCUGUGGAAAACACUUUAAUUACUAGAGAAAAUGACACAAAUCAGUAUUACUGGAAAAUAUUUUGGGUAGCAGUUCUGUAAGGGGCAUGUCUUGGUGGUUGAGAUCUGUGUCAUGGAAGAACAGAUCCAUGUGCCAUGCAUUUGGAAACAGAUGGAGAAGUGGUGGCCCUUGUAGGGCCUAGUGAAGGCAGCUGCUGGGGCACAGGAAGAAUCAAUCAUCAUACUUUGCUGCUGAUUUGGUAUCUGUCAUAGAAUCAUGGAAUGGUAGGGGUUGGAAGGGACCUUUAGAGAUCAUAUAGUCCAACCCCCCUGCAGAAGAAGGUUCACCUAGAUCAGGUCGCACAGGAACAUGUCCAGGUGGGUCUUGAAGACCUCCAAGGAAGGAGACUCCACAACCCCUCUGGGCAGCCUGUGCCAGGGCUCCCUCACCCUCACAGUGAAAUAGCUUUUUCUUAUGUUUAAGUGGAACUUUUUGUGUUCCAGCUUCAUUCCAUUACCCCUUGUCCUGUUACUAUCUACUGUAGAAAAAAGAGAUGUCCCAACCUCCUGACACCCACCCUUCAGAUAUUUAUAAAUGUUAAUAAGAUCUCCCCUCAAUCUCCUCCAGACUUGUAAACAUCAGU
Messenger RNA from Colius striatus (speckled mousebird), 2782 nucleotides. RefSeq names its product organic solute transporter subunit alpha. The record is from RefSeq and is a predicted model, not a curated record. Lineage: Eukaryota; Metazoa; Chordata; Aves; Coliiformes; Coliidae. The transcript is spliced from 8 exons. Gene Ontology annotation, cellular component: endoplasmic reticulum membrane; plasma membrane. Gene Ontology annotation, molecular function: transporter activity. Gene Ontology annotation, biological process: bile acid and bile salt transport. The coding region runs from base 65 to 1060 and encodes 331 amino acids.